GCGCAGUGGCACUUCACCUUCGAUGACGUCAGUGUCUGGUAGGUCCUCCUUCUGCUGCUCACAACCUAAAGAAAGCGCAACUGCUCCGUUUUCGUCUUUGCUAAGGUACAUUGAAAAAUUCCCAAAUCUUGUAAAGUAACGGUGGAGCCGGGAGCGACAUCGGCAUCAGGGAUCGUGUUGUGGAAACUUUGGAGAAUUCUGGAGCGAAACGAGAAACAGGUGGAGUUGAAGAUUCGCCCCGUAUGCGCCUUCAAGCAGCAGAUUUUUAAGAAGAGACGAAACGCCCGAGUGGGCGAAGUGAGGACGGACUGGCCAGUACAAGCUAAACAGGAGGUGAGCGGAGACCAGUGGACUGGACUGGGAGAGACGGGGUUAUUACAAGCAACGAAGAAACAGAAAAGGAGAAGCGUGGCGAACAAGGCCCCCCUGAAGGUGCCGAGCUGAUGGCCCACACUGCACUAAACACUUUGGCCAUUUGUAGUGAGAAUGGCGACAGAGGUGCAGGUCCUGGAGUUUGGAAAACUGAAGAGUUUACUGAGCAGCCUCAUGGAGACGUUAAGGAUGAAGACACCCAAGUAGACAUUAUGAGCGCUUCAGAUGAUUAUGUGAAGCAGGAGUCCAUUAGUAUUAAGAAGGAGGAGCUCAGCAUUAAAGUGGAGGUCACACAAGGGGAGCAGGAGUCUCCUUUAACUGACCACAAAGUUAACGAAAGCCAUCAAGGGUGGAAUCUGGAGGGCAGUCCGUCGUCAUCUCAGCAAGAGUAUAGGGCUGGAGAUGAGCCUGUGAAUGAGGGGACACAAGGGGCGGUGGGUGAGGAGCAGUCGGUAGAAGAUCAGCAGAAUCCUCAGACCUGCAGUCGACUGCAACUCCUCCAAAUCCAGCAGAAGAAUCGCAAAGGAAAAAAGUCCAAUCAGUGCGCUGAAUGUGGGAAGACGUUCACCAAGGCAUCGGCCCUCAACGCGCACCAACGCAUACACGCAGGAGAAAGAAUGUAUGAGUGUCCCGAGUAUGGAGGGUCGUCACCGAAGCUUAAUGUUCACGACAGAAUUCACACCGGAGGAGAAGUGGAUGAGGAUUCAGAGUGCGAAUAUCCUAAAGGGUCUUCUCGGGACAAAGAAGGAACUUCUCAUUUUGGCCCCACGUUGGAGACCAAACUAGAAGAACGAGUUACAGGUUCACACUUUUUCAAACCUCUUCCACUCUUUUGUGAUCAAAUUUCUAGUUCCAUUAAGCAGGAAGAUAUUUCAGAUUUGUCAUCUGGGGUUUCCGACCAUGGAAGGAAGCAGGAGUCCCUCAGCAUUAAGAUAGAGGAGUUCAUCGGUAUUAAAGAGGAGGACACAGAAGUUGAAGUUUCUUCUACUGUUAAAAAAGAAAUGCUUACUCCAGUAUCCUGUACAGAGAAGUCUACGGACUUGAAUAUGACAGAUGAUCAUGAAAUACACCAGAACAUUGAAAAAGAAGAAAAAACACAUCAGUGUCAUAGGUGUGGAAAGAGUUCCCCAUUGGAUUCAGGUCAAAGAUUGCAUGUAGGAGAUCAAACAGAAGAAAUUGCUUAUCAAUGUAUGGAUUGUGAGAAGUCUUUUAGUCAGCGUCUACAACUUUCACAUCAACAAGGAACCCCCACAGGGAACAAGCCUUACCAAUGUACUGAAUGUGGGAAGAGUUUCAAACAGAAGGUAUUCUUUAAAAAUCAUAUGAGAAUCCACACAGGGGAAAAACCUUACCAGUGUACUGAAUGUGGGAAGAGCUUCCGACUGGGUGCAGUCCUGAAAAGACACAAGAGAAUUCACAGCGCAGAGAGACCCUACCAAUGUAGUGAAUGUGAGAAGAGUUUCAAACAGAAGGUAGGUCUUAAAAAUCACAUGAGGAUACACACUGGGGAAAAACCUUACCAGUGUGCUGAGUGUGGCAGGAGAUUCCGGUGGAAUCCCCACUUUAAACUUCACUUGAGGUCUCACACAGGCGAAAAAGCGUACCAGUGCAGUGACUGUGGAAAGAGUUUCACACACAAAAGAAAUCUCGUUGAACACCGCAAAGUUCACAGUGGAUUAAAACCUUACCAGUGUGGUGAAUGUGGAAAAACUUUCAUACGGAGAACAAACCUCUCCCAGCACCUGAAAGUUCACACGGGAGAAAAAACGUACCAAUGUCAUGAAUGUGGAAUGGGUUUCUGGAGGAAAUCGUAUCUCGAAGAACACUCGAUGUUUCACACGGGCAAAAACCUCCUACAGUGCAGUGAAUGCGGAGAGCAUUUUACAAACCAAAAACGUCUGAGCCGCCAUCAUAAAGUCCACCGAGGAGAAAGACCUUACCAGUGUAAUGACUGUGAAAAGACGUUUAAGCAAUAUGGGCACCUUAUGGUUCAUCGGAGGUCUCACACAGGCGAGAAGCCAUACCAGUGUGCUGAAUGUGGGAAGUGUUUCACUCAGAGUGCAGCGUUUACAAUUCAUCAAAGAAUUCACUCGGGUGAAAAACCUUUCCAGUGUUCGGAGUGCGGGAAGAGUUUCAGGCAGGGUUCAGGCCUCAGACAGCACCAAAAAAUUCAUGCGAAGAAAAAAAACAGUAGCAGUGUAAGGAAUGUUGAAGGUCUGUCAGCCAAAGCUCACACCUCAGAUGUCAUCAGUUGAUGCUUAUGAAGUGAGAUUCGCUCCUGUCAAAACAGAGCAGAGAAAAUUAAAUAACACACAUGAAGAGAUCAAUCCUAAAGGAGACCUUAUCAUUGUGAUAUAGUAGACUGAGAAAGUGUUCCAACCCUUCACUUUCUGCACACUUAAUUGUGUUGUACAUUUAAUUUUAAAUUGAAGAGUUUGCCACUAAUGCUCAUUAAUCAAAAUUUAUUAAGAAUUUAAAAAAGGUGUUGGUUAUUCCACAACCAUGCAGAACCUACCAUCUUUUUCCUUUACCACCCUCGAACUAUACUGCUGCCUCCCUGAUCUUCCAAUACUCCUUCGUUGGAGUCCACCCAUGUAAAACUGAACUGACUGGACGUUGUUUAGAAAGGCACACAUGUACCCGUGGAUAGAAGAUCCUACAAGUCACACUGCAGCUCAGGCGAAAAAGCAAACCAUGAAAUCCAAGGAACUCUCUGUAGACCUCUGCGGUCACAUUGUGGAGUGGCACAUAUCAGAGUAAGGGGAGUGAACCAUUUCUACAGCCUUUUGAGUGUUGUCACAGUGGCCUCAUUAAUCAUGAAACUGAAGAAGCUUGUAGCUUCCAGGACUCUUCCUAGAGUUGACUGAGUAACUGGGCAAGGAGGGCCUUUAUCAUGGAGGUAAUGAAGAACCCAAUGGUCACUCUAGCUUCAGAUGUCCUCUACUGAGAUGGGAGAACUUAUGCGAAGGACAACCAUCUCAGCAACACUUACUGUUUAUGGUAGAGUGGGUCGAUGGAAGCCACUCUUAAGUAGAAGUCAUAUGACAUGUUAAAGGACUCUCAGCACAUGAGGAGAAAGAUUCCCUGGUCUGAUGAAAUAAAUAUUGAAGACUCUGGGCAGAACUUCAAGUAUUAUGUCUGGUAAAGUCCAGACCCUGCUCACCACCUGCCUAAUACCAGCCUGACGGUAAUGCAUGGUGCUGGCAGCAUCAUGCUACGGAGGUGCAGAUCAGGGUCAGGAUUGAGAAAAGGAUGAAUGCAGCGGUCCUUGAAGAAAACCCUGCUCCAGAUGGCACACCACCUGAGAAUGGAGCAAUGGCUCACCUCUCAAUGCAACAAUGACCGGAGAAGAACACUGCUGGUAUGGCUUCCAGAUAAUCCUCUGAGUGGUCCAGUCAUAAACCCCAUAGGACAUGCGAGUAGAGACCAGACGAUGGCCAUUUACAGAGGCUUCCCAUCCAAUCUAAUGGAGCUUGAGAAGAUCUACUAGGAAGAAUGGGAUAAACUGCCCAAAUCCAGGUGGGCAAAAUUUGUACAGAGUUACCCAAAAAUACCCAAAGGUGGACUUGCUGCAAAAGGGGCCUCUCCACAGUACUGUAAUAAGGGUCUGAAUACUUCUAUGAAGUUUAGAUUUCAGUUUGGGAUUUUGAAUAUAUUUGCAAACCUUUCUGAAAACUCGUUUUAGAUUUGUCAAAAUGGGUUACUGAGUGCAGAUUGAGGGGCAAUAAAAUGGCAAAUGUUUCUAUUUAAAAUGAAAAUCUACAACACAGUAAAGUGCAGGCGUCUGAGUGCGUUCUGAAUCCACGGCAAGUAUAGAAAGACUUUGAGUCACAAUACAUCUGCUAGAAUUCACCAAAGAAAUUGCACGUUAAAGAAAAGCCCAGGGAACAGAUCAACAGGAGACGAGGAGCUUAAACCACUUUGGGUCUUAAAGUUCAUGGGCUCUGAAGUCAAAAAGAGAAGUUCAGUGCGGUGGGCUUCAGUUUGCAAACUGUGUCAUCAAGGAGAAAUUGCUUAAGAAAUAAACAAAAAAAUCAAAUUUGGUGAUGUUUGCUUGAACAACCUGUGACUUCUACUGUGCCAGGGUCCAUCGGUCAUGGAGACGUUCAGAUUCUCACUGUUUCUAAACCGUGAUUUUAUUUUGGGGUCACAGAGACAUGUAUACGGGCUCAAAUGAAUUGGUAAAAAAGCAUAUAUUAUACAAGUGAAGAAGUCAAAUAAAAAUAUUAAACAAACAGUGUGUACUCAGAUGAGAGGAGACCUUUGGUUCUGGUCUCAUCACGGCCCUUCUUAAAGGUUUCUGCUUCCACUCCAUGUCUUGGUAUUUUGUUUCUGAAGUCGCACAAGAACUUGUGUGAAGAAGUGCAUCCCGGCGUUUGUAGAAAUUCAGUAA
Molecule: messenger RNA, 4765 nt
Organism: Erpetoichthys calabaricus (reedfish)
Lineage: Eukaryota; Metazoa; Chordata; Cladistia; Polypteriformes; Polypteridae
Product: zinc finger protein 883-like
Exons: 3
Coding region: 444-2627 (727 amino acids)
Source: RefSeq, a predicted model, not a curated record